UCUUUGGUUUCUUCUUGAAUUUGUUUAUUUCUGUUUGGUUGCCGAGAAAACUCUUAUCAAAACGAAUAGGGAAAAAGAAUGAGAAUUUGAAUGUUAUGUCUGAUGUUUUGAUCGGAAAAUUUGAUGGAUGGGUUCCUUCGUUUUAGUUGAUUGCUUCUUUUGUUUUUUAAUUCAUUGAAAAGAAAAAAAAGAUAGCAAAUAGGAAAGCGUCAGAGUUUAGAGAAAAGUUUCCUUUUGUUUUUUGUUUGUUUUUCUUAGAAGUUGAAACAGAGGUUUUAGGAAUUUGAGAGGUUAGAAUUCUGGUGGAAGGUUUGAUGUCUGGUUGUUGUGCUUGUGCUGUUUGGUUGCCUAGAAAAUUUAAAGGAAUGUGAACUUGUUGAAAGGCUUAAUUCAACUAUGAUAGAUAUUAUCUUAAAUGACUAGAAGAGAACAAUGUGAAAGUUCAAAGUUCAAUUAAAGUCCAUGGUUAGAUUUUAUGUUGCACCCGAUACUAAUAGUCAUAGCCUCAUAGGCUCAUAGCAUAUAAUAGCUGACCUUUGUUGGGUGGGAAUUUGAAAUAUUUUAAUUUUGAAAAUUUUCUUGCUUCUGAGGGUAAUAUUUACUCGCCAGCAAUUUUUUACUCGUAGAAUUAGGUAAGUCAUUUCGAAUUUUCUGGCUGGAUCCUGGAAGACUCCAAGAGGAUAAUGAAUUUGAACCAGAGUAGAGCUUUUUCCUUUUGGUGCAGUGCAGUUGCACUAGCCCAGGGCAUUUAUGAAGAUGUGUGUUCAGGAAAAAUGAAAAACCUUUUCUUGCAGCCUUUUGGAUGUCUUCUAUCUUUUUUGCUUGGAGAAGGUAGAGAAAUGGAGAUGCUUGCUGUUGAAUGAGAAGAUGAGGUCUAUUAGAUAGGAACUUUACAUUAGCCUGUUAUCAGAUAAAGUAUUUGAUACACAAUUUGGUCAUAGUUCUGUGCUAUAAACUAUGACCUGACUUGCCUUUAUAUCUGAAUAGACCAAAUGCAAUUUGUUACAACUGUGAGUUAUCAGUAUGUUUUCCUUUGCUGCUUGAUGGACAAGAAAAAAAGCCUCACAGAUUGCAACUUCAGUUAAGGAAAGAAGUUCUUUAGUUCACAUUUGGGGUCAUUACCUGUCAACUUGAAAGAGCUUAGCUUACCCUUGAGUGAGUCAGUUUGAAGAUUCGGAUCAACUUGGAUUGGAUGAAUAGGAAAUGAGAAGAGAUGUGAUUCAGAAUGAAUAUAUUUAUCUGGUAGAAUAGAUAGUAGGAAUUGUAGUGCAAUAAUUUGGUUUUUCUGCAACAAACACGAGCUGCUGUGACAAUAGCAGCAAAUUCAAUAGAAGUAGAAGAUAAUAAAACAAGAUGAUGUGCUGGAGAAAAAGCUGAACGCCUAUGUUUUUGCAGAAGCUAUACACUAGAUUGAAUAACAUGGAGAAUCCAAGUAAAGCAUGUAAUUCCUUUCGGCUUUUGUUCACCAUGUCGAGUUUGGAGGAGCCACUGGGUUUUGACAAGCUGCCAAGCAUGAGUACUAUUGAUAGGAUUCAGAGGUUCUCAGCUGGUGCUUGUCGGCCUAGAGGGGAUGAUAUGGGCUUGGGAAACUGCUGGAUUGAUGGGAGGAGUUGCAGCACCUCUAAUAGUUGCGAUGAGGAUUAUGAAGAAUAUACAGGGGAGGCAUUCCCAUGGAGAAGACAUGUGAAAGAUGUGUCAGAAGGUGGAACCUUCAACCGAAGGGCUUCAAGUCUAAGCAAGAACCGCAUGAAAUUCGAAUAUGUUUGUGACUCAAGGUACUUGCCAGAUCAUCAGUGUAGCUGCAAGUGCAAUGACAGAGGCAUACAUGGCAUAACAAAUAAGUUUUUAAAAGGUAUACCAAAGUUUGUGAAGAUAGUAGAAGUUGGUCCAAGGGAUGGAUUACAAAAUGAGAAGAAUAUUGUACCUACAUCUAUAAAGGUUGAAUUGAUUCGGAGAUUGGUGUCUUCAGGGUUGCCUGUUGUUGAAGCUACGAGUUUUGUGUCUCCUAAAUGGGUUCCUCAGACUUAUUCCAUGGGAAACGAUUAUUGUUGGAUGCAAUUAGCAGAUGCAACAGAUGUAAUGAAAGCAGUUUGUGACUUGGAGAAUGCCAGAUUGCCAGUUCUCACUCCUAAUAUAAAGGGCUUUGAAGCAGCUGUUGCAGCAGGUGCAAAAGAAAUAGCAGUCUUUGCAUCUGCUUCCGAGUGCUUUUCAAAGUCAAACAUUAAUUGUAGCAUCGAAGAAAGCCUUGUCCGCUACCAUGCUGUUUGUCAUGCUGCUAAGGAGCUUUCAGUUCCCAUACGUGGGUAUGUAUCAUGUGUAGUUGGAUGUCCAGUGGAAGGAGCAAUUCCUCCGUCCAAAGUGGCCUACGUGGCAAAGGAACUUUACAGAAUGGGUUGUUUUGAAAUUUCCCUUGGUGAUACAAUUGGAGUUGGCACUCCUGGUACUGUAGUUGCCAUGCUUGAAGCAGUAAUGGCCGUUGUUCCUGCUGAAAAGCUUGCUGUCCACUUCCAUGACACUUAUGGACAAUCUCUUCCAAAUAUUUUAGUAUCUCUCCAAAUGGGGAUUAGCACAGUGGAUUCAUCGGUAGCUGGCUUGGGUGGUUGUCCAUAUGCCAAGGGAGCUUCAGGGAAUGUUGCUACUGAAGAUGUGGUCUAUAUGCUUAAUGGCCUUGGUGUCAAAACAAACGUAGAUCUACCAAAGCUCAUGUCUGCUGGGGAUUUCAUCAGCGAGCAUCUGGGUCGCCAAUCUGGUUCGAAGACUGCUGUUGCAUUGAGCCGGGUGCAAACUCAAAAAUGUCAGUCAGCAUUCAUUCUCAGCUCUUUCCAAUACCCUCAAAUUAAGCACUAUCAAGAGUGGUGGGUGUGGCAUUAUUAAAAUUAAAAAUAUGGCUCCGAUGAUCUCUGCCAAUAUUUUUACAUUAAUUUGUUCCAAUGCAUGGUCUGCAAGAAGAGAGAAAGCAUGACCAAUUGAAACAUCGAGGAGAGAUGAAUGGUAGGAACCGAAAGUUUCCAAAACAACUCUUCUGCUCUUCUCCAAACCAAAAACAAAAAUUAAAGUUCUUAUAACAACCAGUCUAAACACAUAGCUGCAAAAGCUGAGGAUUUGUAUUGCCCUCUGUAGUUCAGCAUACUUUUCAGCAGUGCCCCAAGAACCAAUUAACAGUUGUUUAUAUGAAAGAGCUAGCAAUGAUGAUUUGCUUUCUCUAACCCCAAACAUGCAUAAUAUAUGUGAUAAUUCUCCCAAAAUAUUAGUGUUGACUUUGCCACAGUACAUGAAACGGAAUUGUUUUAAGCGUGUUAAUCCCUUACAUUAAAUCUUUAGUAAUUUCAAUUAU
Molecule: messenger RNA, 3334 nt
Organism: Durio zibethinus
Lineage: Eukaryota; Viridiplantae; Streptophyta; Magnoliopsida; Malvales; Malvaceae
Source: RefSeq, a predicted model, not a curated record